This is a messenger RNA of Anas platyrhynchos (mallard), 8844 nucleotides long. RefSeq names its product RasGEF domain family member 1C (gene RASGEF1C). NCBI's taxonomy places the organism in Eukaryota, Metazoa, Chordata, Aves, Anseriformes, Anatidae. Gene Ontology annotation, biological process: Ras protein signal transduction. Gene Ontology annotation, molecular function: guanyl-nucleotide exchange factor activity. The record is from RefSeq and is a predicted model, not a curated record. Gene Ontology annotation, cellular component: plasma membrane.
AUAACUACCCUGGAAUAUCUAAGGAACAAGUUGAAGCCAGCUCUGAACCACCUACUUUUAGUAAUGGCUGGAGGAUGGGAGAUGUAACAGAGUGGAACAAAUUCACUAUUCCUUCUGUUUUUUGACAAAGCUUAGAAGUCAUACUGCUUAACAGCUUAACACCACAUAGUAGAAAACUGAGUCAAUGAGAGACAGGUGAGAGCUACUGAUCUGCAGAACUGUGAGGAAGAGAAGACAGUCCUGCUCCUGCUGAAAGGUCCAAGAGGCAUAAGAAAAACAAGGAUGUUGUCAAUAAGGAAGGCAUGCCCCAAACGCUGACUUCUACCAGUAUGUUUACCCCAUGUAGCUUCAGCCCUCAUCUACAUACUGCAAAAGAAGAUGAACAAGGAGGACUGAUCUUCCAGGAUGGAAACCUUACCUCAGCAUCUCUGGAUGCUCUAAUCCAGCAUCUCAUACCUACCACUGAUUACUACCCUGAAAAAGCCUACAUCUUUACAUUCCUGCUGAGUUCCAGACUCUUCAUCGAACCCCAUGAGCUUUUGUCCCGAGUUUGUCACAAGUGCAUUGAGCAGCAGCGGCUGGAUGACCCCGUGCUGGACAAGGCACGAAUCAGAAAAUUCGGACCCAAAAUCUUACAGUUGCUGACAGAGUGGACAGAAACAUUCCCGUAUGACUUUCAGGAAGAGCGGAUGAUCGGCCAUCUGAAAGACAUGAUUCACAGGAUAGCCCCAUGUGAUGAGGCCUACUGGAAAAAGAUGAAUCAGCUUUUGCAGACCCUGAAUCAGAAGCUUGCAACCCUCAGCCACGGGCAAGAAGGGAUUGUCAAGAUCAGUGCUGCUGUCUCUGAUAAGCUGGUUGCCUUUAAAAGUAAACCACCAUCAAUUCAGAGAGAGAUCCUGAGCGUCUGCAGUGACCCUUACACUCUGGCUCAGCAGCUGACACAUGUGGAGCUGGAAAGGCUAAGUCACAUUGGACCCGAGGAGUUUGUGCAGGCAUUUGUACAUAAAGACCCUCUGGAUGGCACUAAGCCUUGUUUCAGUGAGCAGAAGAAGACCAGUAACCUUGAGGCCUACGUGAAAUGGUUCAACAGACUCUGCUAUCUUGUGGCAACGGAAAUCUGCAUGCCUGCAAAAAAGAAACAGCGAGCACAAGUCAUUGAAUUCUUCAUUGAUGUUGCCCGAGAGUGCUUUAACAUAGGGAAUUUUAAUUCACUGAUGGCAAUCAUUUCUGGAAUGAACAUGAGCCCAGUUUCCAGGUUAAAGAAGACUUGGUCAAAAGUGAAAACAGCCAAAUUCUUCAUUCUUGAGCACCAGAUGGACCCUACUGGUAACUUCUAUAACUACAGAACUGCACUGCGGGGGGCUGCUCACAGAUCCCUCACUGCACACAGCAACAGGGAAAAGAUUGUGAUCCCCUUCUUCAGCCUAUUGAUCAAAGACAUUUAUUUUUUGAAUGAAGGAUGUGCUAAUCGCCUUCCAAAUGGACACGUCAACUUUGAAAAAUUUCUGGAACUGGCUAAGCAAGUAGGAGAAUUUAUAACAUGGAAACAAGUGGAAUGUCCCUUUGAACAAGACGCUAACAUAAUCCACUACCUGCAUACUGCUCCCAUUUUUACUGAAGAUGGUUUGUAUCUGGCUUCCUAUGAAAGUGAAAGUCCAGAAAACCAGACUGAAAAAGACAGAUGGAAAUCCUUAAGAUCCACUAUUUUAGGAAAGACUUGAAGAUUAAGAGAUUAUUGCAGUAGGUCAAAGAAAAGAAAUCCGCAAACAUUUUGCACUACUGAUUCCAAAGAUGCCUGUUUGGGAUGUAGACAAUUUACUUUGUUUGAGUUUUUUUGUUGUUGUUUUGUUUUUGGUUUUGUUUUUUUUUUUGACUGCCUAACAUGCUGGAUGAACUGGAUUCAUCCACUGAAAUCAACAGAACUGUGCACAUGGACGCUUUUCUAACUAUGAGAGAGAUAAAGGAAGGACAGACCAUUUGUGGCUGUGCCCAAACUGCGUCAGGAUCACUGUAACCUUUGCCUCUGAAGGAAAACAGAAGAAAAUCAGGAGCAUGGAGAACCAUGGUACUGCAAAAGAGAAUGGAAAUGUAAAAAUAAAAAUAGACACGCCUAUUUCAGAAGCAGGUGCUUCAGAUAGCAGCUCUUUAAACCCUCUGAGGAUUAUAAAAUUAAACUGACACAGCAGCAAUCUGGUUCAUUGCUGAAUGAAGAAAGAAGAACUUAAUCUUACAUUAGCAGUCCCCCAGCCUUGUUGAACAAAGCACUGACUGCAACAGGUAUAAGCUUCCAGUGGAUGAAAAUGCCAUCACUCGCUCAUACGUACACAUGUAUGUCACAUACAGAUCAAUCACAUCGGCAUGGGAGAGUUGGACACAUCCUAUGAAUUUUUACAGAGAAUGAUCUGAAGUAUGGCUAUUGCUUAGUUACUCUUCCCACCACUGUUGUUUUUCUUACUGUGAAUCUCGGCAGAUCUGCGGAGGGCAUACAGUGUAGACGGUGUUCCUUAAAUACCACCUCUUCCCCAAGCUGAACUGAAGAAGCAAAUUACUCUGGGCUCAACUUACCUCUAUUUAAUGUAUGUAGUGUUCUCCCUAAUUUUGUUCAUGGUGAGAUGCAUCCGUUAGAGGGCUUUAUCACACUUACAAGAAAAGAUACGACAUUAGCAUUUGAAAAAAAUCUAUCAGGUUCCAAUUAAUACAGUACUGUUUGUUUUGCAACAUGAUGCUAAGAGGAUGGGAAGGGGGAAGUAAUUGCUCAGAAGUGGGAACUAUAUGGUAUGCUUUAAAAAGACAAAGGUUUUCAGACUGGAAUGAAUGAACUAAAGUACAAAAUUUGUCAUUCAUUAACAGAUAACCAUUUUUAUCUUACUUGGUUUUUAGGGUCUAAACCAUAUCCACCACAUCCUUACAGAUAAUACAGAGACUGUGGCUUCUCUUCUAACUGGUACAAUGAUCAUGGUGCUCAUAUAUUAUCAAUAAACGAUAAUGAACUGUAUGGAUAUUAGAUUCAAAACUAAGCCCUAACAGUAGACUACUUGUUUGUAUGUGAAGGGACUGUUCCACCUGCCCCAAAACAGACCUCAAAAAGCUUUGAUGAAACCUAAAUGCCAUGUGAUAUUGAACUUUGUUUUAUUACUGAUUUGAUGCUGGCCUUUCAGAUUUUCCAGUCUUUCUCCAUCUACAAUGGCAGAACAUAUCAUUUGCUUUGAAAUCAUUAACUGCUUUAUUUCAAUUUAGAGUGAUUCCAAAAUGACUGUAGGGUUUGGAAAAAUGAGGCUAAUCGUAAAACCUGGCUCUGCAUUUAGCCAGAAAGGUGGAACUGUUCCUGCUCACUGCCAAGCCUCACAAAAGUUACCCAUGCAUGAGUGAAUUGUUGAAAUGUGAGGGGUAUUGGUGAGCUAUUGUUUGAGGGCAACCCAGAAAAUUAAGCUGAUCUGGGGUACGGUGGCCUGAGACAUGUUCUACGUGACAUACUAAAGCUUGGUAGUGUUUACAGUGCUGUUCUUGUGUUGGGUUUUGAUCUGUGAAAACCUGUGCAGUCUGGACCGUGGCAACCUGGAAUCCACUCUUGCAGUUUUGUGAGAUGAGCAGUCAAAGUGAGCAGGACAGUUUCAUCCAGAUUUGUGCACGGAGGGGCUCGAGGCAGAAAUCCAAUUCUCCUUUUCGUUUAUCUAUCAGCACAUGAGUUCAUGUAGGGGCAACGUAUCAGGGGAAAAUGUCAUGUCAAUACUCAAGCUGUGUAUGGAAGAACUAAGCGUAAGAUUAGUACAGCAUCAUUCCAGCCAGGGAGCAAUGCUUCUGGUGACACUGUUGAUAAGCUGUUUGUUAAUUUUUGUACAUGAGCUGAGAGCUAUACAGAGAAAUGUACGCACACAGCCAUUCCUUCAAGCAGAACCAUUUCCAGAGUGAUGCCACUAAAAUCCUGUUUAAUUCCAAACAAAUCCAGAGCAAUAACCACAAAUGUACCUGCAACAAUGCUAAUGCUCAUAAGUGUUUGCUAAAUGGGCUUUUUUUUUUUUUUGUGAUGUCUGAAUCUUUUUAGUAGGCACAGUGUGACUUCAUGAUGGAAUGGGUUUUUUCAGUCAUCUGAAACCCCCCAUAGGUGGAUUGGCCCUUCCUUAAGAAUUGUUUCUUAAAGUGCAAAUGCUCACUCCUUUUCUAAUGAUCCCAUUGAGGCUGGUACAGCUGAGGUAUUAACACCCAGGAGAUUAAUCAAAAUGUGAUUGUUCUUGAUAAUAUUUUACAUUUUGGGGUACCUUCCUGCAAUCAGGCAAUUUUAUAAGAAUGAGUUAAAAUUUGGUCUCAUAAAGUUUAUCGAUGUUGCAAGCUAAACAAAUUCAUAGUCCAAAACUUUCAAACCUCAGUGCUUAAAAUGGAAGCACAGAAGUCAGAUUUAGGGAGGUAUUAAGGGCUUAGUGGGGCUUUCAGAAGCACCAGAUCAUCUUUAAAUCUUUAUGUAGUCACACACUUUUUUUCUUAGAGGUGCUAAACAUCCUCAUCUCUUGGUGAAUACUGAAGCAAUUACUGCUUGAUAGAGGUGCAUGGUACAUUGAUCCAUAGCAUGUGAUCUCCAGAAAUGCUGACUGCACCUUGCAGAUAACUUGGAGGUGAGAGUACACAACAACUUAAAAUGAGACGGCAAUACUUUCAAAAUAGACUUGAGGAAUCGUGGCUUGCCUUCACAUAGCUCUGUGGCCAAAAUCCUAUUGAUUUAAAUUGAUUUUCAAGAGUUAAGUUACAGCUUCGGUUGCAUUCGUGCCUUAUACUUGGCCUGACUCGGGAGUACAGCUCCAGACAGCAGGGUGGUGUGGUCAGAGCUCUGCUUCACCAACAGGCAUUACAAAGCCUGAAUACAACUGGAAAAAAAAAAGGAUGACAAUUUGGGGAAUGGAUUUAUUUCAGAAAAAAAUAUUAGCAUUAUGUGAAAUACAAAAUGAGAAAAAACAGAUCUCAUACUUAUGUAUCCUUGCUAGAAACAUGUGGAGAGCUCUUACCAUGAUUUAAAAAAAGAGUGGUGUCACUUAAUGCCAAACACUAGGCCACCGUAAGGCAUGUAGUCAUUAGACUAACAUCAAGACAAGUUACUGUGGCAUUUCAAAUAAAAAGCAGUUCAAGUGUAGAGAGACUUUUCUCAGCUUGAAGGUUUUUUAUGAUGUGGUCAGUAGCGAUAAGAUAAUCACCCCCUUAAAAUCAAGCCAGUCCCUUACUGAUACCCUCGUUACUUUAUCAUGCUGUGUUGCAAUAGUUUAUGCACCUUUUUUUAAAGCACAUGAGCACUGCAAAUCCAGUUCAGAAUGGAGUUCAGGUUAAUGAAGCUGUAGUUGGAGUUAUCAAAAAGAAAAUGUUUUAGUAGAAAAGAUAGUUAUGCAUAUCAGUCUAAAAAUGUUAUGCAGUUAAUGGUAUCUGGCCUAACAGUGACUGCUUCAGAGAGGGAGACCAAACCCAGCACGGGGAUGUGUCAGAGGAAAAAUUCCCAUUGAUUUUGGUGGGUUUUGGAGCAGUCCUGCAAGUACACUGUUUAAAGUUAUGUAUAGGGAUCAAAUUGCAUUGGCAACUGGUGUAGUGCUCGGCCUUUCAUUUGAGCCAACUGCAAAUCUCAGAUGGGCAGGUGCACUUAACAGGGUGAAAAUCCAGCCUUGGCAAAAGUUUGCUUUGACAUUGUUGUAGUUUCAACAGCAAAUUCAAGGACUGAAUUUGAUCCAGUGAAUUAUCUCAUCAGAGAGCAAAAUUUGGCCUUCUGGCUUUUAAGAAAUCUUUUUUUUUUUUCUUUUAAAGUGGUAGAAAUCAGCACUACUGUCUCAGGAGUGUCUUUGGAAAUUAAAACCCCUUUGAUUGUAAACAUUAUUUCUAUUGUUGUAACUGCAGAAUAGGAUUAGGAAGUGACAAGGAAACAUGGAAAAGCUCCUUUGGCACUACUCAGAGGCUCAACUGUGGGCCAAAGGCUUUUUUUGUUUUGUUUUGUUUUGUUUUUUUUUUAAAAAAAACAUUGUUAAGUGAAAUUACCUCGGUAGUUGGUGCAGGGCAUUACUGAAUUGUGGCAAGGGAGCAGUGCAGAUCCAGCUGGCGUCUGUCUGGCAGCACAUACGGUAACCGGUGGAUGCAGCAGUGAUCAGAUGUUCCUGUACAAAGCUGUCGUGCACAUCCAUAUCUGAGCAUGCACCCUUAGGUUUCUGAUGCUUUUGAAAGGUAAGAAAUUCUUGGAAGUUCACCUGAGGCAAAACAUACUUCCUUCUCCUGUCCAACAGAAUAAUUACAAGAAAAUUCUUUAAACUAAAAGAGGUUCCUCUGGAGGACUUGAAACAAUGGAGAAUCUGUUAUUUAGUUGACAGAAUUUUUAAGAUCUAAGCAGCAUGGUAAAAUAAGUACGUAAGAAUUAUGAGCAAUACCUUGAUGGUUGUUAACUUUUAUAUUUCACAGCAUGGCAGCAGAGUGGAAAAUGACACCUGUGCAUGUGCUAUUCCUCUUAAUAUCAAUGGCAGCUGGGCAGUCCAAAGCAGGAGAGAAUCCAGUGAAAAAAUGAUACACACAGCAAGCUGCUCCCAUAUUUGCGUUUUCACAUUGGGUAUGUUGGAAAGAAAGCACGCUGCCUUGCAGUGGGUCCCUUUCCCUGCAGCCAGUGUUAGCUGCUCUGUAGAGAUCCAGUCACUGAGCUGAUCAGGGAGGCAGCAAGCAAGUCACCCUUUUUAAUGAAACAGAUCUGGAAGCUAAUCUGUUUUGUACUUAUUUAUUUUACAAUUCUUUUUGCAUAUUUUCAGAUAUGCAGAAAUUAUCAAAUACAUUAAGUUAAUGCACAUAGAAGGCAUCACAUUCUGCAUUUUUAUACUAUGCAAGAUGUGUGUUAGAAGUUAAUAGCUUGUAGGGGUGGCAUUUCCUACAUUCUGCACAGGUGCAAGACACUGAAACUCUGGCGAUAACCUGAGUUAGAGAAAAAAGUACGAGUUACUCUUGGCUAGAUCCCCUGCCUUGCACUGUGGCCAGCCUCAGACUGUAACGCUGUAAAUUCAGGGUGGCUUAGAAUGCCACCUCUCCCUCUGAUACCUUUCCUUCCACAGAAGUGGUAUUUUGCUCUAUCAACAGCUUCUGCAAAAUGCCGUACCAAUAUUUUUCUAGUUCUCUGCCAUACAGGGGCUCUGCAGUCAUACGCCAGAGCUGUCACGUUGGGAGUCCUUCUCCCUUCUUCCCUGGCACUAAAAGUGCUAGCCCAGACAAAUACUGCAGUGCAGCAACAUUCCCAGCCCUUCGUGAAUCCAGAAGACUUAGAGUUCAGAGCUCACAAGUCCUGUAAGUUAAAUAUCUGUACAGUAAAUUUCCUUCUAAUAUGUGCACAACCUAUUUAAUGGACUUCUGACCAGUAACUUCCAGCUACCUUUCAGAGAAAAUGCAACUUCCUCAGUGAACUGUAACUGGUCAGUACUCUGUCACUGCUUUCAUCGUUUAAUUGUGCUUCUAGAAUUCCAGGCUUUUGGGGAUAACUGAGCAUAUGACGCUUUCCUGGUGUUUGGCCCAUGAGUCAAAAAGGGAGUUUGAAGAGUUGAGAAAACAGAGACUAGAGUCUAGACACUUGACAUGAUCUGUACUUCCAAAACAGCCCGGGCUGGGUUAUCACUUACAGUAUGUCCUCACCUUGAACUGGAAGGAAUAGUUCCAGCAGAAUCCUCCUAACUCUUCCUGAGCGAUACAAGCACACAGCUAUUAAAUUUUAAGUGUUUCAAGAUACGAGUCUUACAAACGUGUAAGUACUUCCCUUAGGAGUCAGUCUGUAAAAAGAAAUAAAACUGCUAGUAUGCCAUGCAGGUGGGAAAUAAAUUAGCUGCUGGGUUCCCGAACUGGUGACUCUAAGCAAGUAUUCAUUGGUAUAGAAAGGUGAGAAAUCAGAUUUUAGUAUUUUUUUUCGCUUUUACCAAGUUCUGUGAAAUGUGACAGUACCAGUUAUCUUAAACCUAUAACCCAGGAACACGCUAUUCCAAAACAUUUAUUCACAGACCUAAACACACAGGGUAAAAAUGAGUAAGCAGAAUUGUCCUGAUAUUCAGAAUGAGGAAUUCAAAGAUGGAGCGAUGUGUCCGCAGUCACCUGGGAAGCGUGUGCAUUCCAAAAUUACCCCAUAUUGACACCCAAAUUCUAGUCUUACAUUUCAUCUGUUAUAACUCCGUUUUACAAUUGUGCUUAGAAAAAUGGACAAUAAAUUAUUUUAUUUUUAAUUGAGAAUAAGCUAGGAAAUAAAAGAAAUAUGGAUUAAAAGACUGGUAGAUAAUGAUUGUGGGAGCAAUAGUAGUGAGGGGCUCCGCUUUUCCUGUACCUUUUCCUUUAAAUUAAGCUAUUUCAUGUUAUGAUCAGCAUUUUUGGGUCAAAUCGAAAUCCCCCUACCCUCCAUAAUACUAAACCCAUGUAGAUUUGUUAGAAGUCCUCAAAACAAAUAUCACCACUUUAUUAAUUGCGCAGGCAGAAAACAGUAAAAGUUACUGGAAAGUGGCUGUUAUAAUUUCGUGACUGUACAUAGAUCUUGCAAAAUGUUAAUGGUAAUAUGCAUACUGUACCCCACAUGAACACCGCCAGGAUAGCAUGGUCAUUGUUACGCUUUAUAGCUGUUGUGGAAAAUGUCUUAACCCGCGUUCAUGAUUAUAGUGCCCAUCCUACUUCCAUGCCUUUUUAUACAGUUGUGGUAAGAUUGUUCUGAAAUCCUUUUGUCAGUCAUGUUCAAGCUAACUUACCUAUGUAUAGAAUUUAUAUAUUAAACCCCCCUAAUUUAUACUGUGUUUUAACAGUUUGCCUGAACUGUCUAUGGUUUCUAAAUUUUGUAAUGUGAGUGUCAAAUUAGAAUAAUAAAAAAGAAAAAUUGGCUCA